Molecule: messenger RNA, 1770 nt
Organism: Emericellopsis atlantica
Lineage: Eukaryota; Fungi; Ascomycota; Sordariomycetes; Hypocreales; Bionectriaceae
Product: p63 related protein
Exons: 1
Coding region: 1-1770 (589 amino acids)
Biological process (GO): SNARE complex assembly
Cellular component (GO): endosome; lytic vacuole
Molecular function (GO): SNARE binding
Source: RefSeq, a predicted model, not a curated record
AUGUCUACUCUUUCCGAGCACCGCCGGCCGCGUCUGCUACCUCACAACCGCAAGCUGCGACACCUGACUUCUCUGUCCCUGCGCAAUCUCACCUUUACGCAUGCGCAUACCUCGACGACGGACGACGAUGCCCUACCGACGCCGCGACUCGACACGCUCGCCGAGGUGGCGCAUACCGUGCAACACUCGCGCAGCUCCGAAAACUUGAGAGCCUCGUCGGACAAGGCCAGUAAGAAGGCCAAACGACCAGCGCGGCCCAGGCGGACAAGCUUGAACCUCGGAUCGGGACCCUCGCAAAGGCAAAAGACGCUGGAGGAAGCUGUCAAUGCCGUCGUUGGCGAUGUUUUCUUCACACUGCACGUCCCGGGCGACGACGAGCCAGUCUACAUAAGCGAGACGCGUACGCGGUCAGCCAAUUUUAACUUUAAUGGCUUCGAUCUCUCCCAUGUAUCCAAGACGUCGUCUCGUACACCAAUCAUCUCGAUACAUCUCUACGCGCGGAGGCCCAAGUCGCAGGAGUGGCUGUUCCUCCUCGCGCAGCAGGUCGACCUUCGGCAGCUCAAUUUUAUCGGCACCCUGCUCGAUAGACGGUUCCCGCCCAAUGCCCUCGUCUUCCACCUCCAAGACGGCAUCUACUCGCUCGACUUCCCCAAUCGAAUCUCCGAGCCCGUCAACAAGGCACCCAAGGUCAACACGGCGAGCUACAACGUCCUGAUGAAGCUGAGCAAUCUGGAAGCCAGUAUUGAGGACGCCAUACGGACGCAACGAAAGAUCGCCGGGCAGAUUAAUGAUAUCUUGGAAGCCAGGCCGAAAGACGAAAGUGGAGUGGCCGAAGAGGGCGUCAAAUUGGCAAGCAAAUAUAUCUCGACGCAGACACGAGCGAACGCGUCGGCGAGGAAACGACGAGACGACCUCAGGGACUCGCUUCGAAGGCGGCGCGAUGCUAUACAGGAAGGCAGGAGGAUCCAGCAGGACGCAGAAGCGGACAUGUCAUCGUCGCGCUCGAAAUUGGAACUGAACCUCGACCUGGUCCGCGAGACCGAGGUGAAGAUUCACGGCCAGAGGAGGAGGAUAUGCGCUGAUCUCGCGUCUAUUCUCCCUAUACAACCGAUCCCGGACGCACCACCGUUGAGCUUCUCCAUAUGUGGCAUACCAGUGCCGAACUCUGUGUACAACGCGGCUACCGCGCGCAGCAUCAACGAAGACGUUCUCUCGGCUGGCCUAGGGCUCGUCACGAUGCUGACACGCCAUUUGCAGUUCUACCUCGGGCACUCCCUGCCAUACCCGCUCUUCCCCUAUGGCUCGCGCUCACAUACCGUCGACAAUAUCAGCACCUCAAUAGCUUCCUCCCGGGAAUUUCCUCUCUAUCUGCCGCGCGGAGGAUCUGCGACUGGGCAGUGGCGGUUCGAGUACGGCUGGUUUCUUCUCAAUAAGGAUAUUGAAGCCCUGUGCGAGAGCCAGGGGCUGCGGGUCGUCGACAUUCGGCAUUCGCUGCCAAACCUCAAGUAUCUACUCUACGUCAUGUGCGGAGGAGGCGAGGAGGUGCCGGAGAGGAAAAGGGGCGGUGUGCGUGGAUUAUGGGCGGCCCGGAUGGGUUUGCACCUUGGUACCGACGACCAGGAGAGCGGACGACCGCAAAGACGCGGCAGCUUUGAGAGCGUGGACGAACAGCCAAAGCUCAGAGAGAACGGGCAUAAGAGCCUGCCAUUUGAAGGCGAGCGGUUUACACUGCGGACAAAGGGCCUGCGAGAGAAUGUAUCAUCAUCGUAG